UGGGGGCGGUUCCGGUUCCGGUUCCGGCGCCGCUCGGGCCGGGGGGGCCGCGCCGCCAUCGCCGCGAUGCCGAAAGGUAGAAAAGGAGGCCACAAAGGCCGGGCAAGGCAGUACACGAGUCCUGAGGAGAUUGAUGCCCAGCUCCAAGCAGAAAAGCAAAAGGCAAGGGAAGAGGAGGAGCAAGAAGAAGGAGGAGAAGGAGCAACAGGGGACCCUAAAAAGGAGAAGAAAUCUUUAGAUUCGGAUGAGAGUGAUGAAGAUGAUGAGGAUUAUCAGCAAAAGCGCAAAGGAGUGGAGGGGUUGAUAGACAUAGAGAACCCCAACCGUGUCAUUCAGACAACCAAAAAAGUCACUCAGCUGGACCUGGAUGGACCCAAGGAGCUCUCAAGACGAGAGAGAGAGGAAAUAGAGAAGCAAAAGGCAAAAGAAAGAUACAUGAAAAUGCACCUAGCUGGGAAAACAGAGCAAGCCAAGGCAGACCUGGCCCGAUUAGCCAUCAUUCGGAAGCAAAGGGAAGAAGCUGCCAGAAAGAAAGAAGAAGAAAGAAAAGCAAAAGACGAAGCGGCCAUGGCAGGUAAAAGACUGCAGUCACUAUCCCUUAACAAGUAAGCACAGGCCAUGCAAGAGGAGGAAACACCAGGGAACUGUGCCUGGUCCUGCCAGGAGCUCUGCCUUCCAUCGCUGCCACGCAGGGCACCCUGCAGCAUUGACCUCACCUCCACCUCCAAGAGACACUGACGAUGUGUUUGUCCUCAUCCUGGCACAGAUUUCCAUUUGGGGUUAGGGGCAGCUGCUCUCUGCAGUGCAGAGCUGUGCUGGACAGCAAUUCCCUGUAACAGUUUGGAAACAUGAAUGUUUUUGCUGUUUUUAGGAUCAAGAAGUCGUAGACGGUGGGAGGGGGGCAGGGUGGGAGGGAGC
Messenger RNA from Melospiza georgiana, 918 nucleotides. RefSeq names its product PDGFA associated protein 1 (gene PDAP1). Lineage: Eukaryota; Metazoa; Chordata; Aves; Passeriformes; Passerellidae. The coding region runs from base 67 to 609 and encodes 180 amino acids. Gene Ontology annotation, molecular function: RNA binding. The record is from RefSeq and is a predicted model, not a curated record. The transcript has 6 exons. Gene Ontology annotation, cellular component: cytosol.